AUGGUCUGCUCCCUUCAUUCACCUCCCAUUCCCAUCGAUACGUUCCAGUCUCUUCCACUAGAGCUAAUUGCCCCCAUCUACGCCCUCGUGUUCGACACUCAUUUUUGCUGUCCCAAGCAUUUCGCCAAUCUCUUACGCACCUCCAAACAGUUCUACGUCAACAAUAUCUGGCGCUUGUAUGAUAUCGUCUCUCUUGACGAUCAUAACUGCAAAGCGUUCUUUGAUGGCUGGGAAGGGGCAGGAGGCGAGGGGUCCGAGCUUGAUAUCGAUAGCUGGGACUUUGCGACCUGCUCCCAGACAUUCCAGCACCACAAUGAGCCCGAUCCUCCCACCGGCAUCAUCCCCCUCAAUCUUCAUCCAGCCUCUCGAAGAGUCCUGCUAUGGCGGUACUGUCGUUCUCUGCGACUAGAAUCGGUCACGGCAGUACGGAUGGCCGCCCUCGCCUCUGACCGUCUGGACACCGAGUGGAGAAAGUUCAGAAUCGAACGCUCUCCUCUCAACGAAGAAGACCCAGACUACUACCUAUACACAGGAUUCACCAUCCCAAGUGACACCCACCCCCUCUUCCCCUCUCUCAAGCGUAUAUCUUUCGCCUUACCUAUCAUGCAAGAACUAUAUCAUCACCCAGAACAGAUCCCCGAGGCGUCUGUAGCUACAGGCGAGAUCAGUAUCAGGUCUGCCAUGUCUGUUCUCAUGAGCCGACUGAAACGUGGCGCUGCAGUCUGCAUGCGAUUGCCAGACACGGCCAAAGGGUACGAAGAAAUUAUGGACGAGGAUGAGCGCCGUGAUAUGCUAUGGGCUAAACGCACCCGCUUCAACAUGGUCAUCUAUGACAUUGUCGCCCUUUCGCAUUCUCUGCCUUCACGUCUGGUCUUCCAUGACGUACAUGCCGCUGAUUGGAAGACACGGGUUUUCCGGACUUCGUCCUUCGGAUUAGACCUGAUACAUGGAAAUGGUGGCGAGCUACAGCGCGAGUCAGAAGGGGUGAAGAUGGAGCAGGUCAAACAGUGGUGUAAAAUCUUCUUCCACAAAAUCUCUGACGAAAGACCAAUCGGUUUCCCUACUCAUGUUGACAUUACCAGCUUUACCUCUUAUCCAGUGUCUUUCGGAUAUGCUGCUGAGCAACAUGAAGACGUUGUCGAUGGUUCUCACGAACAAUUUCAACAUUUUUUGGAGGGCCUGCCGGGUUAUUCGGCUUGGGCGGGAGACUCAAGAGGAACACUGACCCUGGGCCCAUCAAAGAUGUGUGAAAUCUGCCAGUAUGAAGGCCACGCUUGA
Cryptococcus wingfieldii CBS 7118 is the source of this 1278-nucleotide messenger RNA. RefSeq lists its product as hypothetical. The transcript is spliced from 2 exons. Bases 1 to 1278 code for a protein of 425 amino acids. The record is from RefSeq and is a predicted model, not a curated record. NCBI's taxonomy places the organism in Eukaryota, Fungi, Basidiomycota, Tremellomycetes, Tremellales, Cryptococcaceae.